Messenger RNA from Hibiscus syriacus, 3008 nucleotides. RefSeq lists its product as uncharacterized. The record is from RefSeq and is a predicted model, not a curated record. Lineage: Eukaryota; Viridiplantae; Streptophyta; Magnoliopsida; Malvales; Malvaceae. The coding region runs from base 1 to 2916 and encodes 971 amino acids. The transcript has 3 exons.
AUGUUCAGGGUUUCAUCUUAUAGGAAUCAAAGAUCCAAAGGUUUGAAGGUAAAGCAUGCUCUCCAAAUAUGUGUUCUGGCCGCUAUUUGCAUUUGGCUGCUUUGCCAAGUUUGGCACAAUAGUGAGAAGAAAGCCGAGUACGAGAAAUCCACCAAGGAAGUCAUAAAGUUGGGGAGAAAGGACCUUCCUCAAGCAGAGGAAACAGUUAUUAAGGAUGUGCGGGUCAAGGAUGAAGACGAGGAAGGAAGGAAGAUUGGAGAAGAAGAUAACAAGCUUGAGGAAACUGGAAGUGAAGGAAGAGGGAAUGGAGAGGAUUAUGUGUUGGCUGAGCGCGAUGAUGUUAAGGCGGAAGAGGAAACCGAACGUCGGAACACUAAGAUUGAAGAGAAGGGAAGCGAAGACCUGGAGAGUGAAGAGACUAAAGAGAAUGUUAGCAAAGAUAAAGUGUUAGAAGAGAGUAAAGAGGAGAGUGAAAACAAGGCGAGUGAAGUCAAUGCAGAGGAUGGGGAAAAUAAGGCAGUUGAGGGGAAAGAAAACACCAAGGAGAGUCGAGAGAAGGAAAAUAACCAUAUUGGGGAAGAGAGUAAUGCAGCAGAAAGUGGCAUGAAAGAGACUGAGAAGAGUGGAGGUGAGAUAGAAAAUUUAGGUACUUCAGAUGAUCAUCUCCGUGAUGGAGCUGACAGGAACAAUGGAGAAGCAAGAGAAGAACACUACAAGGGGGGUGAUGCUUCAAGCGAAGUAAUCCAUGAUACCCGACAUGUAUCAGUUGACAAUGAGACGGGUGGUUCAGAAAAUUCAAACCAGUCUGAGCAAUUGGAAAACAGAGGUAAAAAUGAACUUGACCAGGAGAAAGGAUCAAAUAACAGUGACGCAACAAAUGUCCAUCUUAAUGAGUCAAACGUGCAGGAAAAUGAAACAAAUGAAAACAAUCAAGAUAGUGGUAAUGAGAGCACCGAGGCUUCAAUGACAGAUGCAAACUCAAAUAUGCAUCAGAAUGGUUCAGAGGCAACAUCAAAUUCAACUCAGAAUGAAAGUGAUCAGCAAUCGGAGAAAUCCAAAUCAGGUGGUGAUGGCGGACAGUUAGAUUUAAAUGCAAUUGCUACUUUGACUGAGCACAUGAAUGGAGCUAACAGAGGUUCUGCAAGUUCUACCAGUAACUCUGAAUCUGUUGAAUCAAAUGGGCAGACUGAGAACUCUGAUGCACGGAGAGGAACGGACAGCAAUUCUUCAUCCUCAGUUACAAGCCAAAAUGAUGGAGUUCAGAUUGACGAAUCCAACAAUUAUUCUGGAGUAGAGGGUACACGAGAAAACCUUGUUUCGUUAAACACAAUUGGUAAUUCAAAUAAUGGCCAGAAUGAAGAAGACCAUUCUUCUGAUUCUUCAAUUGCCAAAGGGAGGACAGCAUCCUUGAACACUAAUGAUAAUGCCGGUUCUGUUCAGAAUGAGAAUGAGAGUGGCAGCGAUACCAACAAUAAUGUAAAUGGGAGAGACAACAGCAGUGACAAUCAGAGCAACACUAAUGUUAUUGCAAAUGCAAAUGAAGAUGUUACUGAAAAGGAUAAUAACAAUUCAAGUUUAAAUGAAAAUGCUGCUCAGAACAACAACAGCAACUGGAAUGCUGGUCAGAAUGAGAAUGAGAGUGGCGGCGAAACCAACAAUGCUGCAAAUGUAAAUGGGAGAGAGAGCAGCAGUGGCAAUCAGAGAAACACUAAUGAUAUUGCAAAUGCAAAUGGAGAUGCUCAGAACAACAACAACAGCAGCAACGAGAAUGCUGUUCAAAAUGAGAGUAAUGCUGCUCAGAGCUAUACUGACAAUGACAACGCAAGUCAGAAUGAGAAUAAUGCUUCCCAGAGCAACAAUGAGAAAGCAAAUCAGAAUGAGAGCAAUGAUACUGUUCUGAGCAACAACAACAAUGAGAAUGCUGGUCAAAAUGAGAAAAAUGCUGCUCAGAGUGUUACCAACAACCAGAAUGCUGAACAGAAUGAGAAUAAUGCUUCCCAGAGCAACAACAACAAUGAUAAUGCAAGUCAGAAUGAGAAUAAUGAUUCCCAGAGCAACAACAACAAUGAUAAUGCAGGUCAGAAUGAGAACAAUGAUUUCGUUCAGAUCAAUACCGGCAACAAUGAUAAUGCAAAUCAGAAUGAGAACAAUGAUGCCGUUCAGAUCAAUACCAGCAACAAUGAGAAUGCAAGUCAGAAUGAAAAUAAAACUUCUGUUCAGAUCAACACUAACAACCAUGAGAACGCGAGUGAGAAUGAGAACAAUGCUGCUCAGGGCAUUACCAAAAACAAAAAAGCCAGUCAGAAUGAGAAUAAUGCUUCCCAGAACUACAACAACAAUAUCAGUGAGAAUGCAAGUCAGAAUGAGAAUAACAAUGCUGUUCAAAUUGGCACCAACAAUGAGAAAGCAGGUAUGAAUGAGAAGAAUGCCUCCCAGAAUUACAACAACGGUGAGAAUGCAAGUCAGAAUGAGAAUAAUAAUGCUGUUCAAAUCAACACCAACAAUGAGAAUGCAGGUAAGAAUGAGAACUAUGCUGGUCAGAGCAUUGCUAACAAAGAAAUUGCAGGUCAGAACGAGAAUAAUGCUUCUCAGAAUUUAAAGAACGACGACAACACCAAUAAUGACAAUGCAAGCCGGAAUGAAAACAAUGAUGGUGUUAAGGGCAACACAAACAACCAGGAAACCAAAAAUCAGGAUGAAACUAAUAUGGCUCAUACCUACAACAAUGAAAAUGCGGGUCAGAAUGAAAACAACAAUGCUUCUCAAAGCAACACUCACAACAAUGGGAAUUCGGCUGAGAAUGACAACAAUAAUGCUUCAAAAAUCUACAAGGACAACAAUGCAAGUGACAAUAUUAGCACUUUGGCAGGUACCAAGACUGGGGGAAAUGAUGGUGAGAAUGUAGCUGCAGAGUGAAAAUGAUGUUCUGUUGUUCACUAUAUGACUAUUAUUGCCAUCAAAGUUUUGUUUUCUUCUUCCUGAGAUGAAAAGACAAUUGUUAGUUCCUC